AUGGGGGCCCCCCCUCCCGCCAUGCUGCCCCCCGAGAGGGGCCCCCGGGGCCCCCCGGGCCUCCCCGAGCGCACAUCUUCGCAGCCAACUGCAGCAAAGCUUUUAGCUGCUUCCCAGGCAGCCACUGAAGAGGACCCCAGGGCCCCCAACGCGGCGGACUCCUCGGGGGCCCUCCUCAGGGGCCCCGGGGCCCGGGGGCCCCCAGCGCGGGGGGGCCCCCCCGAGCCUCCGGAGCUUUUGAGGGGCCCCGAAGGGUCUUCAGAGGGCCCGGGGCCCCCGGGGGCCCCCGGGGCCCCAGGGGCCCUUGGGGUCCCGGGAACCCCGGGGGCCUUCGGGGCCCCAGGGGCCCCGGAGGCCCUGGGGCCCCCCGGGUCUCAAGGGGCCCCGGGGGCCCCCAGCCGCCUGGGGGCCCCCGGGGCCCUCGGGGGCCUCCUGCGGGGAGAGCCCCGAGGGUACCCUGGGGGCCGCAUGCAAGAGUCCUGCUUCUCUGCUGAUGCUUCUUGGAUUCGACCUCCUUCAGAUACUGUUGCUGCUGCUGCUGCUGCACUGGAUGAGGAUGCUGUUGCUGAGCCCGCAGCAGCAGCAGCGCCAGCAGCAGCAGCAGCAGCGACGGCGAAGCGGGCGCUGGCAGCCACUGCGGCGGCAGCAGCAGCAGCAGGGGACGCUGCACAGGCAGCAGCAGCAGCAGCAGAAGCAGACUCAGCAGCAGCACGAGAUGUUGCAGCAGCAAUUGCAGAUCUCGAAGCAGCAGCAGAUGGAGGCCCUGCUGCUUUCGAACAUGUUUUCAUUUUCACAAAUCCCACAAGUGGCGGCAACAAGGCCUCAGCAUUUACUCGAGUGAGGACUUUUUAA
Eimeria tenella is the source of this 852-nucleotide messenger RNA. RefSeq lists its product as uncharacterized. The transcript has a single exon. Bases 1 to 852 code for a protein of 283 amino acids. Lineage: Eukaryota; Apicomplexa; Conoidasida; Eucoccidiorida; Eimeriidae. The record is from RefSeq and is a predicted model, not a curated record.